AUGUCUGGUAUUCAAUCCUAUGUCCAAGGCUCUAAACGUCAAAAAGAACAUGUUUAUGCAGAACUAAAAUGUGGAGCACUUUUUAUUUACGAAUCCGAUCAUUUGCCUCAAGAAGAAUGCAAAGUUAUCAUACCUGUACAUAACUAUGUUGUGAGUCUUUAUCCUGAAAAAACUCACCAAGAACAUGAAAUUUAUGGAAAGUCAGUCGCUAUUAGACUCAAACCUAAAUCAGAUACUGUAAGAGACAUCCCUCUAGAUCAUCACCAUGAUGAUAUUCCUCCUUAUUUCACAACAAAUAAUGAACUUUACAUUACGUGUGCUCGACCUAUUGACAAAGAAGACUGGUACUUUGGGUUGUUAGCAGCAUCCAAUAUGAUGGAGUCACCAAAUGCAGUCCAUGUCGAAAUGAUGGAUAUGACCCACUUUAACCCUGCCGCUAUGCAAGCUUUAAUUAGUACUGUGCAACAAGACGCCGAAUACCGCGAAGUGCAAUGGUUAAAUGCAAUUUUAGGAAGAUUAUUUCUGGGCCUUUACAAGACAGAAGAUAUGCUGCAAAAAGUGAAGCGACCUAGCUUCCUGGGUGAGAUCACAGUGCAACAUGUAGACAUUGGUGAAUCGAUCCCUUAUGUGACGCAACCCAAACUACUUUCAUUGACGCCUGAAGGCGAUCUUUUGGCCGAAGGGACCAUUACAUAUGCAGGUGGCCUCCGUGUUGUAAUACAAACUGAUUUUACUUGGACAUAUUCUUCUUUAAUGAAACCCAUUCGUGUGCCUCUGGUGCUUUCUGUUAUGCUUAAACAGAUGUCUGGUAAACUCUUGAUGAAAAUUAAACCUCCUCCAAGCAAUCGGUAUUGGGUUGGGUUUUAUGAAAUGCCUAUCAUGGAUUGGGAAAUUACGCCUAUUGUGUCUGAUAAACAAAUUCGGUUAUCCAUGGUAUCUAAUGCUAUCCAGUCCAAGAUUCGUGAAUUCAUGAUGGAAAAUAUUGUAUUGCCUAAUAUGGACGAUUUUCCCUUUUGUCCCUCACAAGGGAAAGGCGGCAUCUUUGGCGAGCGGGUGCCAAAACCUAGUUCCCCUAAACUAUCACCUUGUUCUGUCUUGCCUUCUGGUAUUGAGUUAGACAUGCUUGGUAACAAGCUGCCCCCUAAAGUGGUUAUCACUCCUCAUGCUCAAAAGAAUGAGCUACUAUUGCCUAAGCUAAGGGCUGGGUCUACUGGUACAUUGGAAGUAUCUUUGUCUGCACAAACACCGACUUCUCGAUUACGUGGUUAUUCUAAUCCAGCAAGCCUUAAUCGCCCAAUGGAUAGUGAUUCAGAUGAUUCUCCUCUAGAUACUGUCAUUGCUAAAGAAAUAAGACGGGCUUCUACUUCUUCUGUACUUACAACAUCUGCAAGCCAUCAUCUAUCUUUGCCUGAAGUGAAAUAUCGUAAACGGCGACAAUCUUUUGAAGAAAGAGACAAGCUUGCGCCUGUCAGUCGAUUUAAAGAAGACAUGUCAACCGCAGUACCUGAACCACUAUUACAUCAUCCCGAAGCCGACAGCUCCGAUUCACACUCGACCAUGACAACAGCGUCAUCCAUCAAGUCCAAAUCCAGCCAUAACAACCUACUAGCCAAAUUUAAUAAUGUCAGCAAACUCUCUCACAAACCUAAAAAGAACGCAUUGUAUAAUAUGGCAGGUAGUUUGUUUAAUAAAAAGAAAGUGUCCAAAGAAGUGAGAGAAGAGCGAAAUAGAGAGCUGCAAGAAUCACACAACAGGAAGAUGACACAGUUAUUUACAAGUGAACAGAAGCCAUCUUCUUUUCCUCCACCCCCUCUGCCACCUCGACGAAGUGAAAACAGGCAUUCGGAGAUAGAAUCGUUAUGCUCAUUUUCAUCUUCCUCUGGUGAAAACCUCAUUUUGUGUGAUAGUCCUUCUUCUUCUUCUUCUUCAGAAAAAGAAUUAUCAGAAAAUGAUGGGCCCUUUAUGCCAGUCAAAUCAACACAGGAUAUUAUGGUUGUUCAUGAUGAUACGCCUUUGUUACCUCGUUAUCGUAAUAGCAUUCAUCAAUACCAUGAAGACCAACAUGGUCUUUCUUUAUAA
Gilbertella persicaria is the source of this 2079-nucleotide messenger RNA. RefSeq names its product putative integral membrane protein conserved region-domain-containing protein. Gene Ontology annotation, molecular function: lipid binding. The transcript has 2 exons. Bases 1 to 2079 code for a protein of 692 amino acids. Gene Ontology annotation, cellular component: ERMES complex; endoplasmic reticulum. The record is from RefSeq and is a predicted model, not a curated record. NCBI's taxonomy places the organism in Eukaryota, Fungi, Mucoromycota, Mucoromycetes, Mucorales, Choanephoraceae. Gene Ontology annotation, biological process: phospholipid transport.